AUGACUGGACGCGGCAAAGGUGGCAAGGGCCUCGGCAAGGGCGGUGCGAAGCGUCACCGCAAGAUUUUGCGCGACAACAUCCAGGGCAUAACCAAGCCUGCCAUCCGUCGUCUCGCGCGUCGUGGCGGUGUCAAGCGUAUCUCGGCCAUGAUCUACGAAGAGACCCGCGGUGUCCUCAAGACCUUCCUCGAAGGCGUGAUCCGCGACGCAGUCACAUACACCGAGCACGCGAAGCGCAAGACCGUCACCUCCCUCGACGUCGUCUACGCGCUCAAGAGGCAAGGCCGCACUCUCUACGGCUUCGGCGGUUAA
Messenger RNA from Saxophila tyrrhenica, 312 nucleotides. Its product is annotated as Histone H4. Bases 1 to 312 code for a protein of 103 amino acids. Gene Ontology annotation, molecular function: DNA binding; structural constituent of chromatin; protein heterodimerization activity. Lineage: Eukaryota; Fungi; Ascomycota; Dothideomycetes; Mycosphaerellales; Extremaceae. The record is from RefSeq and is a predicted model, not a curated record. The transcript has 3 exons. Gene Ontology annotation, biological process: nucleosome assembly. Gene Ontology annotation, cellular component: nucleosome.